Parathielavia appendiculata is the source of this 2430-nucleotide messenger RNA. Its product is annotated as SIN1-domain-containing protein. The record is from RefSeq and is a predicted model, not a curated record. Gene Ontology annotation, cellular component: TORC2 complex; cytoplasm; plasma membrane. Gene Ontology annotation, biological process: TORC2 signaling. The transcript is spliced from 3 exons. Lineage: Eukaryota; Fungi; Ascomycota; Sordariomycetes; Sordariales; Chaetomiaceae. Gene Ontology annotation, molecular function: phosphatidylinositol-4,5-bisphosphate binding. Bases 1 to 2430 code for a protein of 809 amino acids.
AUGUCGAUCAUCCAACUCGAAGAUCUGGUCUUGUACCAGCUGCGGACCAGCUAUCUCAACGACAUCGCCGAUGGCGUCGGCGAGCGCCUGUUCACCCUGAACGAGGGCUUCCUGAACUCAGCCCCCUUCAAGGCUGCUGGAUGGCGCACAAACCCGGCUCUCAUCAAGCGAACUCACUCCCCUCCAAUCCCCACCGCGGUGGCCUCGGAGUACUUCCAGGCACCCCGCCGCCCCGGCUUGACUCUCGAAGAUGAAGGGGAAGAAGGCGCCUUGUUUUCCGGAAGCGUCGCCGAGACUGUUGGCCCCAGCAUGGCAACAAAGCGUCGCCGCCGCCGGGAGCAGAUGGAGGAGGACGACAGCAGCGACCUCAGCGAUGAGAGCGACGACGAGCCCGAUCAGCGUGCCGCUCAGCAAAUCAAGUUCGCCAAGAUGCCCGUACGCAACCGCUCCGGCUCUUCGCCUCCUCAAUCAUCGACUCUCCGCCAGACUACCACACUGUCGUCACCCCGGCCAGCUGCCCGGAGGGGGUCUCAGUCUGCCCUCGAGACGGUCAAGGAGAGGGCCCGGCGAGAUACCGUGACGAGCAGCGAGGUUUCUUCCGAAAACGAGUUCGAUGCCUCCGGAUUUCACAAGCACCGAGAGGCCGCUCGGGCAGCCGCCGCCCGCGCCGCCAAGUUAUCCGUCAAGCUCAACACCGAGCCGAUCGAGGGUGUCAAACGCCAGGCGAGCGACCUGCUCGAAGAGGAAGAGGAAGACGACUCGGAUGCAUCAGACAUGUCAUUAGCCCUUAUCGAGAGCAUUGACUCGGCGUCAAUCCUGGAUGCUGUCAAGAACCCCCUGAAUGCAUCCUUAAGAGACCAAGUGGUCGGAACGCCUCCCCGGGAAUUCACAAGACGAUCCACAAUUCGCAAGUCGGCCAUACCCCCUCCGCUGCAUGUACCUGUGGGAGAGCUGCCGCCGCCACGGCCCAUGAGCACCAUUCGGCCCCUCAGCAUGGUACAGCCAAAGAGUCUACUCUCUGCCGCCCUAAGAGCGAAGAAGACAAAACCGGCCCUUCCCUUUGACAGCUUUGCCUCGCUGUCAGGUCAGGGAGACCCCAAUCCCAUCAUGCUUCGAAUUUAUGCCCCUUUCUCCAAGACGCCAUCACGGCCGUUUGAGGUACUCAUCCGACGGACCAUCCAUCAAGGCGAGGGUGGUGACAGACCCGUGACGGUCGCUGAUCUGAUCGGACUCAGCCUGUGGCGCUACAACGAGGAGAAGCUGGAGCCGCCACUCCCCAGUGACAAGCUGAAUGUGAAUUGGUGGACGCUGCGCAUGGUCGAGGAAGAUGGCGAGGUCGACGACGACUUCCCCCCCCUAGAACGGAAGAAGGCCCUCAUUUCGUUUACCACGGCCAACAAUAAGGCUGGCCGAUCCCGCUCGAACUCGAGGGUUUACGACGUCUUCGCAUUGGUCCAGGCAUCUCCAGGAGAGUUCGAGGAGAACAAACGUAGCACGCCGCAGUUUGAGCAAGAGCCGGCAGGGGCGGAGGAGGACAAGGACCCGACGCCUCGCAGCACCCCGCGACCAGACGAUGGCAUGCCCCCACCCCCGGCCCAGCCACGAGAGAAUCCGCUCCUCAACACGGCGUACCGCGCGAAUACAACGAUAUUCGCCGACAUUCCCCAGUUGACACAACCAGCAAAUGUGCAGUCGCGCGGAGAGAAGAGGCUCUUGCGCAUUCACAUUCAUUCCUCGGAUAUCGCCCCAGGACAGAUGAUCACACUGGACGUGAGCACAGACACUUGGCUGGCCGAGGUGCUCGACAUUGCCUGCAGGAAGCGGCAGCUAGAUAAGGCCAAUCAUGUGCUGAAGCUUCCGCAUUCCGGAACCGUCGUGUUGCUCGACCGAACCGUCGCCUCACUCGGCAAUGUCACCGACUUGGAUCUCUAUAGGCGCCGCUUUGCUUCCGAUGGCCCUCUUAUGACCGGAUCGCUGAGCAGCUCCUCGCCAAGGCCGCAGCUCUUCACCGACAACGCCAGCUGGACAAAAACGAAGAAGUCCAAACUUUUGGGCACGCACCCGCUGGCGAAGGAGGUGUUGAAGCAGGACGAGCUUGGGGUCGCCGCCAACUACAAGAAAUACACAGUCUGGCGCAAGCAGCCCAUGCGGCUGUUGUCCGAAAAGUUGCUCGCCAUUGAUGGCGAGUACAUCCACAUCAUGCCUGCCUCGGGCGGGAAGCUGGCUGAAGGCGACGGCAAGUCGACGACGGUCCACUUCAGCAAUGUGGUUGGCUGCAAGGUCUCGAGAAAACACCCAACAAACUUUAAGCUGGUUGUUUUUAAGUCGACGGAGAGCAAGAGAUACGACUUUGUCACGAGCAGUGCCGAGUAUGCCGCAGAAAUUGUGGCCGAGCUCAAGAAAGGCAUCUCGCCCUACCGAGAGGUCUGA